Uranotaenia lowii is the source of this 1437-nucleotide messenger RNA. RefSeq names its product inhibin beta chain-like. Gene Ontology annotation, molecular function: growth factor activity; cytokine activity. Bases 495 to 1316 code for a protein of 273 amino acids. The transcript has 3 exons. NCBI's taxonomy places the organism in Eukaryota, Metazoa, Arthropoda, Insecta, Diptera, Culicidae. Gene Ontology annotation, biological process: SMAD protein signal transduction. Gene Ontology annotation, cellular component: extracellular region. The record is from RefSeq and is a predicted model, not a curated record.
ACAGGCAAAAAAGAUACAGCUUCAACCGGAUCAGAAGCGGCGAAUGAGUCACAGUACACUUCUAAUCUUCAGAGAAGAUGCUUCAUUCGUCUUUAACUUUUCCCAGCGAUUGUGGGCUUUCUUUUUUUUUUGUCAAGUGAAUCGGACCGGUGGGCGGCUCCAAUUCCCGGGACUGAAUUCGAUUACCACACCAGGACUCACAUGGAUUUGAUAAGAUUAUAACAUAUAUUUUCUUAUUUAAAACUCAUUCAUAUAUAUUUUUAUUGACCCGAACACGACUUAUGUAGCCAAAUUGAAGCCGUAAUGAAGUGAUAUGAUGAUCAUGAAUGCUUCUAUAGAUUACAUGUUCCACCAACAGAUCGCCUAUCAAAUACCCGCCUUUACUUAUCAUUCUCGAUCUAUGAAUAUCCCUCAUUACAAUCUAUCAAUCAGGUGAGGCUGCCCCGGGACAUCAGUUUUUUGUGUUCCCCUCGUUGAACUCGCUCCCUUCGACGAUGCAUGGUGGAAUUCGGAUUUACAACGCGACCCUCUGGAUACGGUUGGAGCCCAAAGUCAAGAAUAUCGAAACUCUGUGGGCACCGUUUGGCAAUAAGAAUCUCAUCCUGUGGAUCUUUCGCUUAGUAAGUGGUUCGAAAAAUGUAUUAAAUGAUGAAGAGGAAUUUGCAAAGCAUACAUCGAUGGCAGCAAAACAUACAAUAUCGGUUGAAAAACUAGGAUGGCAAGAGAUCGAUGUUACUAAUGCGGUUCGAACUUGGCACUCAGAGAAAACGAACGAUAGCCUACGGCUGUUCGUCGAUUGUUCCGGAUGUGGUAAUAAAAUAACCAUCCAUUUGUUCGACGAAAACCAAAGCAAAGUAAAGGAAUCGUUUCUUAAGGCUCAAAAAAUUAAUCCAAAAAAGAAACCUGAAAACUUUAUAGAUUACAAUCGACCUUAUCUGUUUGUAAGUUUGGCAACAAACCAUGUAAAACGUCUUCGACGACGAGCUUUGGAUUGUACCGGUGCUCCGAAUGAACAGUGCUGCAAACAAAAAUUUUAUGUAGACUUCAAAGCAUUAAAAUGGGAUGACUGGAUCAUACGACCUCAUGGAUAUUAUGCUAACUACUGCAAAGGAAGCUGUCUUUUACCAGAUAAAUUCUCGGCCGAAUAUCAGUACGUUGUGGACGAAUAUCGAAGACAAGGUCAAGUUACAGGCAUCCACCAGUGUUGUGCUCCGACUAAAUACUCACCAAUGUCGCUUAUUUUUUAUGGUCCUGAUUCGCGUGUUAUCAAGCAAGAUCUUUCUAAGAUGAUUGUAGAAGAAUGUGGCUGUCCGUAGUUUUUUUUUUAAUAAAUAUUCAAUAGUUAACGUCAAUCCUACCAUAUUUGUAUUUACAACUUUACAAAUAAAAUGUAAAAAUAAAUUUUCCAUUUUUGCUACCUAAACUCUAAAUGAAAUG